This is a messenger RNA of Aspergillus niger, 1554 nucleotides long. RefSeq lists its product as uncharacterized. NCBI's taxonomy places the organism in Eukaryota, Fungi, Ascomycota, Eurotiomycetes, Eurotiales, Aspergillaceae. Gene Ontology annotation, cellular component: membrane. The record is from RefSeq and is a predicted model, not a curated record. Bases 1 to 1554 code for a protein of 517 amino acids. The transcript is spliced from 2 exons.
AUGGAUAACAACGACCAGUCCAACACAAGCAGCUCCAUCGCCCUCAUCGAUAACACUGCGCCCCGUCGCCGUCACUCAGAAACUCCCACCGCUACAACAAACGGCGGCAGCCACGUCUCCCGAAAAUGGACGAAAAGAUCAAUUCGCGGCGAGCUCAAGAAGCGCAAGUACGCUAAAUGGCAACCGGAUCGAUUAGGUCUCACGACCGAUGAUGAAGACAACGACAACUACAACUACAACAAUAAUGAGGGGGAGGAGAACAUACCAUCAUCCAGCCGACGCCCCUCAGAAAGACCAGAAACAGAUCUCUUCACUACAGAAACAGCAACCACCACCAGCAACCCCCCCUCGCAAUACCAAAGUCAAAGCGACAGCCAAAGCCGCAGUCCCAGCCAACAACCCUCACCCCCUUCGCACGACAUAAGCGCCACAGAUUUCGCCCCCGAAAGCACCCUCACCAACACCACCACUACACACUCCCACGGUCCCACAAAACUCACCGGCCUCAAACCCAACACCGAGCUCGACAUCCUCUACGAGAACCAACGCGGGUGGUUCUUCUUCGGCAUCCCCCUCUACUCGCACAGCUCCCUCCUCAACUUCGACCCCUCCGCCUGGCAGACCGCCGAUCUGCGCGACAGCCCCGUGGACAUCACAAACGCGCAAGUGCCCGACCCCAGCUGGGUGUGGGCCUGGCGGUCCUGGUACGUCGAUAUGUCCGGCGACGUGGACGACCAGGGAUGGCAGUAUUCGUUCUCUUUCAAGUCGACGGCAUGGCAUGGGUCACAUCCGUGGUUUCAUUCGUUUGUGCGCCGGCGCAGAUGGGUCCGAGUGAGGACGAAACGGCUGGUGGAUAGACAUGGACGGACGGGGUUGGAGAUGGCGCAUAGGUUGAAUGAGGACUAUUUCACGAUUCAUUCAGGGAAGAAGAAAAAGAGGCCGGUUAGUGAGGUUGGUGGUGGUGGGUAUGGAGCUACGAGUUUGGGUCGGACGACGACCGCGACGACUGCUAGGGAGGAAGAGGAGGUGCCGAUAGAGGAGAUAGCCGAUGUCCCGGCCCUGAUGCAUGCGUUGAGAGUAGCGAUUGUGGAUCGCGAGAAGGUGGAUGCGUUGGAUCGGUUCGUCGAGGAGGGCGGCGAGGAGUUGUUUUAUUUGGAUGAGAAGAUCCCCGAAAUCAUGUCUAUGUUCGUCUUCCAAGCCUCUCGCUGGCACUUCGUGAUCCACCUCACCGACGUCGUCGAGUCCCUCUCCCAGCGACUCUCCUCAGCCAGCGGCAACGAAGCCACCGAGUUGCAGCGCAAACUGAAUCAUCUCCAAAAGGCCACUGAAACAGCGAGACGCCAUCUCACUGGCCCCGGGGUUCUAAGAACCGAGAACCGGAAAUCGAGCAUGGAGAUGCUGGAUUUAACACCCGUGUCUAAGCGCGGGAGUCUAUUGGCGAGAUACUCUGGCCGGUUCGAAUUUAAGUCAAUGGACGAUGGAGGGGAGAUUAAGGGGAUUCCUAAGGAGGCGGAGGUAGGCAGGGAAGGGCAUAUUUUCCAGUAUUCUUCUUGA